This is a messenger RNA of Fusarium coffeatum, 1050 nucleotides long. RefSeq lists its product as uncharacterized. NCBI's taxonomy places the organism in Eukaryota, Fungi, Ascomycota, Sordariomycetes, Hypocreales, Nectriaceae. Bases 1 to 1050 code for a protein of 349 amino acids. The record is from RefSeq and is a predicted model, not a curated record. The transcript has a single exon.
AUGAUGCACCCACUCUUCGGUGUGCAACCAGCAGGCCCUCUGCCCGUCACAUAUCCUCACGACGUGAUGCUAGACGACCACGCACAGCAAAUGGCAUGUUCUCAAACAUCAAGGAGAUUUUCACGAGGCUCCAACGGACAGCGUUCUGGAGGAAACUCUACAAGAAUCACCAAACCCUCAAGUGCCAGCAAUAGUCCUCGAUCAUCAGGCCUCAUGGCUCGACGCAAGACUCUCAUGAACGACGGCAACUCUCAACGACGACAGCAACAAAUAAUGGAUCAGCUAUCUUCGUUUUACGAUGUUGAGUCACAGCAGCACACUCAACGAUCGUCGCGUCCCUUGAGCUGGCACCCAAGUUCCUAUGGUCAAGCUUCAACACAGCAGCACAUGCAUGCCUUGACUCCAAGUUACACACCUGCUGAUCAACACGAUCUAUAUGGAAACUUCUCUCACUACUCACCUAUGAUGGGCUCAACCUCUUGCGGCACAUCCCCUCUUGCCUUCCCCCAUCUGCCACUACCAUAUCAGCAUGCCGACAACAUGCCGUACAACGCUUACCCAGGGGCUGGUAUCUCGCACCAUUCACCAGCUGCUUCUUUCACGGCGGAUACCCGUUCAAUGCCGGCUACCUCUGCUCCUGCCGACACCAGCUACAACAACGGAUGGGACUGGAACAACUUCAUUAUGCAUGGCUUUGGCGCAACAACACCCCCAACACCAGAGACGCUCCCCCAGAGUCAUCUCUCCCAGCCAGCUGUGUCUGAGGAUAUCCAAUACCAGGCACUCGAAGACGCUUCAGAAGAAGAGGGUGAGAUUCUGGUUGGUAUGGGUCUCUACGAUGCCCCAGAAAAGUUCAACGAAGAUCCACAAUUGGACAAUUACCGAUCCACCGUAUCAUCUCUGCUUGGAUCUUCAUUCAGAAGUCAUGAGCCCAGCGGUAAGGGCCUGAAACUUGAAGAGACAUGGGAACCUCCCAAAUCCGAGGAUGAGGAUGAGGAUGACGAGGAGGAGGAGGAUGAUGAUGAGGAGGACAAGGAUGACGAGGAGUAA